Cinclus cinclus is the source of this 8808-nucleotide messenger RNA. It is a transcript of the gene RAB11FIP5, whose product is annotated as RAB11 family interacting protein 5. Gene Ontology annotation, cellular component: mitochondrion; phagocytic vesicle; recycling endosome. Gene Ontology annotation, biological process: regulated exocytosis. Gene Ontology annotation, molecular function: small GTPase binding. The transcript has 6 exons. The coding region runs from base 96 to 4685 and encodes 1529 amino acids. Lineage: Eukaryota; Metazoa; Chordata; Aves; Passeriformes; Cinclidae. The record is from RefSeq and is a predicted model, not a curated record.
CCCAGCCCGGCCCGGCCCUGCUCUGCUCUGCUCUGCUCUGCUCUGCCCAGCCCAGCCCGGCCGCUUCUCCCCGGCCCUGACCUCCCGGCCCGGCCAUGGCGCUGCUGCGGGCGGCCGCGCUGCCCACCGAGGGCUGUCCGGCCUGGCUGCCCACACACGUCCAGGUGACGGUGGUGCGGGCCCGGGGGCUGCGCUGCAAGGGCGGCGGCAAAGGCAAAGCGGGCGGCAGCGACGCGUACACCGUGAUCCAGCUGGGCCGCGAGAAGUACAGCACCUCGGUGGCCGAGAAGAGCGGCGGCAGCCCCGAGUGGAGGGAGGAUUGUGCCUUCGAGCUGCCCCCCGAGCCCGGGGCCUGCGCCGGGCUGGUGCUCACCGUGAUGCACCGGGCUCUCGUGGGCAUGGACCGGUUCCUGGGCCAGGCCCUGGUGCCGCUGGAGCCCGGCCGGCAGCGCGGCCGCGAGCCCGACGAGCGGUGGCACAAGCUGCACUCCAAGGCUGGGAAGAAGGAGAAGGAGCGUGGUGAGAUCCUGGUGAGCAUCCAGUUCACACGGAACAACCUCACUGCCAGCAUGUUCGACCUGUCCAUGAAGGACAAGCCGCGCUCACCCUUUGGGAAGCUGAAGGACAAGGUGACAGGCAAGAAGAAGUACGACCUGGAGUCAGCCUCUGCCAUCAUCCCCAGCAGCAUGGGAGCCCUGGACAUGGAGGAUGACUUUGAGCUCGGGGGCAAAAAGUCCAAAGUCAAGGGCUUCUUCCUGAAGAACAAACUGCGCAAGUCGUCCCUGAGCCAGUCCAACACUUCCCUGGGCUCUGACAGCACCAUCUCCUCUGCCAGCCUGAGCCUGGCAGCCAGUGCCCCCGAGGGGACCAAAUCCCCCAGCAGACAGGGCAGUCUGUCCACCGAGCGCUCUGUGAAAGACCUGCUGGCCUCCCCGAAGCUGAGCCACAAGAGAGCCUUCAGUGACGACGUGUCCCAGGUCAGCCCGGGGCUGGAGCCCAGAGCCACGCAGAGCCCCAAGGCCAAGCAGGACCCCGUGUCCCGCUCCUCGCUGUGCAUCAACGGCAGCCACGUGUACGGGGAGGAUCCAGCCCCGAGGGUCCCCCCCGGCUCCGUCCCCCUGCCCGUGCCCGCCGCUCCCCGCAGGCAGGACGAGGCUUUCGGCUUCACCCCCCUGCACCCCGACCCCCAGGAGGUGCCCUGGGGGUUGAGCAGCUUGGAGAGGGCUCAGCAAAGGGAUGAGCCCAGGUUUAUCCCAUCCCCUCCCAGCCUGGCCCUGCAGGAAGAGCUCAAGGUGUCCACCAAAGCCGUGACCCUCAGCAACCACCUGGGCAGGGCCAGGAUGGAGGAGAGCAAUCGUCUGGAGGGCAAACCCAGCCAGGCUGCAGCUCCUCUGGGCUUCUCCACCGAGCCAGCCAAGGACAGAGCAGCUGAGGACAGCAGGAAGGAGGACAAGAAAGCCAAGGGAGGUUUCUUCCACCAUGGGGGCACCCGGAGCGACGCGGGGGGAAAAGGCCAAGGGGACAGAGGGACCCCCGUGCACACCUCGGCUGCAGGGGAUGAGAGGAGUAAGAGCAGCGGCUGGUUUGGGUCCAAGGAGCCCAAAGAGUCCCCUCAGAAACCCAGCCUGGAAGUGUCUCCUCAGGUAGAAACCAGCUCAGAUGCUCCUUCUCAUUCUGCUCCCUGCUCCCCUGCCCCGUGCCCUGCUGCCCUCCCCGCUGGCAUGCCGAGCUCUAACCUCCCUCCCGCUCCUGGAGACAGACAGGCCGGAUGCUUGUCCCCCGCCAACCCAUUCCUCAACUCCCUGCAGAGCAAUCCCUUCUUUGAGGAGCUCCUCGCUGACCAGGUACUAAAUUCUCCUUCACCUACUCACUUUCUCUCUAGUUUCCCGCCUGGGCCGUGUGCUGCACCAGAGGUCGCUGGGAGCUUUUAUUCCUCUGAGGAUUGCAGUCCCUCUGCCUCCCCAAGGCAGGCAGACCCCGAGAGGGAACCUCCAGCCCAAAGCGUUGGUGUCCCCGUGCCAGAAACCAGUCCCCCAGCACCGGGAGAGCUCCCUCCUGCCAGCACCGACACCGAGCCCGCCGUCCCCCCGCUGCCCUCCGAGUGGGACGAUACCUUCGAUGCCUUUGCCACCAGCAGGCUCAAACCUGAGCAGAAGACGGGGAAUUUCUUUGCCUCGGUGGCAGCGGAGGGCGUGGCUUUCAUCGACGACCCCGACAGAGCCAGCCCGACCGAGAGCUCGGCUGAGCCACCCUGCCAGAAGGGCUCCAAAGCGUUUGAAAAGGCAGAGUCACCCAUGGGCGCUGAAAUCCCCGCAGCUCUCCGCUCUUGGACAAAUUUCUCCAGUUUAGACGUGGGGGCCAACCUGGUGAGCACCACCCAGGAGGCCACAGUGAUCGAGGAUGUGCUGAGCCCCGUGUCCGCCGGGUCCGUGGCCAGGAGGAGGAAGAGCAGCACGCCCACGGUCUGGACAGCCGCCUUUGCCUCGGGCAAACCCGGGGACAAAGAGGCAUCGGCAGAACUGAGCACUGAGAAUAGCGCUAGGGAGGAAGGGGACAGUGGUGAGGAGGAGUCCUGCAGUGCAGGGACAAACGGCUGGAUGACCAUAGCCACAGAAACUGCUGCUGACCCCUCCGACAGCACCCAGGAGCGCACGGCUCCCGAGGGCGCCUUCGGCCCGCGCCCGCCCUUCCUGGCCGAGGGCACCUUUGAAGCCCAGAGCUCGUCCCGUGCCCCCACCCUUGUGUUACCCGGGAGCUCCUUCCCCCCCGAGGCCGUGCCCGGCAGCACGGUGGCGGCCGUGCCCCCGAGGGUGCUCGGGGACACGGUGACACGAAGGUUCCCCGAGCCGGGCACGGAGCCCGGGGGCGGCCAGGAGGGCACCUUCGACAUCCGCAGCUCGGUGUUCCGGCUGCAGGCCAGCAUGAGGCUCGAGGCCGGCGGUGGUGGCCUCCUGAAGCUCAGCUCUGACAUCCGUGAGAGGCACGUGGUGCUGUCCCCAUGGGCAGGGCCCCAGGGCCACCGGGAGCCGGUGCCCGGCCCGGCGGUGCCGCCCCCCAAACCCCCCAGGUGGUUUGCGGCCGCGGGUGCCGUGGGGGACAGCGAGGAGGGGGAGCCUGGGGGCACCCAGCAAGGCAAACAGGAGCCGUGGGAGGACUCGGAGAGCCCAGGAGCAGAGAUGGAAUUGCCAAGGAGCCGUGGGAGCGGCGAGCCAUCCGUGGCGGCAGCUCCCAGCCUGCCCACAGCAGGAGCGGACGCUGCUGAAGCCAAGAGCCGGUUCCAGGGUGCCAGAGCUGCCACUGUGGACUCGGCAGCUGGCUUGGAGACAGGGACCAGCCAGCUGGGGACAGGGGACACCUCUGGGGGGGAACACCCAUCCACACAGAUGAACGAGACAGAUGCGGCCGAGCAGUUUGAGACUUGCACAUCCACGUUCUCUCUGGAUGGACUGGAGCAGUCGGGGGCUGAGGAGAGCUGGAGCCAGCCCCGUUUGUCCCCUCAGAUACAGGAGGCCACAGCCAGUGCCAAGUGGGAAACGACCUCCAAGCAGGAGCUGUUCCCCGAGGAGCUGAGUAUUUCAGGACUAAAGCCACCUUCCAAGCUAGACCUGGGUGGGUCAGCCAGCUGGACGGCUCUGGAAGAGCAGGAGGCAGCUGGGCAUGCACACCCACAGCCCCAAAGGUCAGAACGCGGGGACAGUCCAUCCCAGCUGGAGCUGGCGUGUGAGGAUGGUGAGGGGCGAGCAGGAGAGCAGCCAGAUGUGCCCCGUGCCCCUCCCGAGGAGGCAGAGGAGCCCGAGGGGCACCGGGCAGAGAGCAGCAUAGACUUCAAGAAAGCCGAUUUCUGGAAGCCAGAUAGAGCAGAGGAGAGGCACACAGCCCUGAGAAAUCCCUUUACCCUGGCGCUGAGCCCCAUUUCCCCGAGCAAUCCCUUCAUGGAGAAGCCCCCAGCCCCUCUCCCUAUCCAAGCCGUGCUACCCGAAAAGCUUGAGCAGGGCGACUUCAGCUUCCACCACAGCCUGCAGGAGGAAGCCCCCGGGCACGGCUUGCAGCCCACUAACGCUUCCCCCCUGCAUGUCAGCCAGCCCUUGGCAUUCUCCACCCCUUUCCUCGUGGCUGCCACUAACCCUGAGCCGUGUGGUCCCCCCCGGGCCCCCGCGGGGGUCCCUGCCAGCUGCGCCGCCGCCCGGCCCUGCCCGUGCCCGCAGCCCCGGGACGCACAAGCUUCAGCGCUCCUGGUUCUGCCCAGGGAGACACGGCUGGCUGAGGAGCCCCCUGGCCAGCAGACAACCAGCCCCCACCCCGUGAAGCCCCUGAGUGCUGGGCAGGAGGGUUCCAGUGAGAGGAAGCAGCAGCAGCAGCCCAGGGCCAGCCUGAGCUCGGCCCUCAGCAAUGGCCUGGAGAGGCUGAAGACAGUGACCACGAGCAGCGUCCAGCCCGUGGCCCCGGCCUCCCACCCGGACAAAAGCGAUGCCAAGGAGCCUGCCCAGCCUGACCAGUCGGCCAAGUAUUACCACCUGACCCACGACGAGCUGAUCCAGCUGCUGCUGCAGAAGGAGGGCGAGCUGAGCAAGAAGGAGGAGCACAUCCACGAGCUGGAGAACUACAUCGACCAGCUGCUGGUGCGCAUCAUGGAGCAGUCCCCCACCCUGCUGCAGAUCCCUCUGGGUGGGGGCCAGGCCCCCUGACCCUGCCCAGGGCAGCAGCACCAGCACAGCUGUGCCCAGUAACCACGCUGCCAGCACCCCUGCACCCCCUGCUCUCACCCGAGGCUCCAGUGGCUUCUGUUGCCAGAGCCAGCAGGAAGAGUUAUCUGCUCCUUCCCAGCACAAGCUUAGCCCAGCUCAGCUCCAGGGAGCUCUAGGGUGAUGGGCUGCCAGCACCCUAUGGGGAGGAGCAGAGCCCUCCCCACGAGGCAGGUGCCACCCUGGGCUCCCGUGCUGUGACCAAGUGCCACCCCCGGGCAUUCCUCCUGCCAGAGCUUUAAGUGACCCAUGGACAUCUGAGAGAGCUGGAAACCAUCUCCCCGUGACUGACUUCAUGCUACUGCUGCUCUGACCACACUCCUCCUCCUCUCUCCUGGCUGCUGGAUGGUGUUGGACUGGUGGGUGACUUUGGGGGCACUCAGACCCAGUGAGGUUCCCCCAGACCAGAGCCUGUGGGACUCCUCUUCCUCUCCUGCCCCAGUUACCUCCAGUGAAGGGUGAAGAGCCAGCUCCAGCUGGUGCCACUCCCUGACCACAGGGGGAUGCUGCACAAGGGACAGCACCAGAGUCUGAUGGCCUGGGGGGUGUCACAGCCUGGCUGGGCCACCCUGGCCCUGUCACAGCACCAGUGCCAUGGGGACACUGCCAUAGCUGGGCUGGGAAUAUGGGAAAGGGAACACAGGAUCGUGGCCCAGGAGAUCCUCUGCAUCCCCCUCACCCAGCACGGGGCUGAGGCGUGUGGAAUCCACAUGGAAUUUCCACUCAGUAUCCCCAGGAAUGGCUGCUCAUGGCUGCUCCGCCCUGCCUCUGCCUCGACUGUCCCAGCACAGCAUGAAAACAGCUCCAGAGCCAGCCCUGGGGGGGUCUGACCCCUCUGCAGGGCCCCUGUGGACUCAGGCACCCCAAACACUCCUGGCCCAGCCCACAGUUCCCAAAUCCUCGCAGGGCUCUCCCAGGCAGGGCAGUGCCCAGCCUGCUGUCCCUGGUCACAUCCACACUCUGGGAUCAGCUCUCCAGGGCUGGGGCCCAGCCUCAGUGGCUGUGGGGCAGCUCUGGCCACUGCUGACCCCAGAGUGAGCACCCAAAGGGCUCUGAUUUACCUGGAACCAUUGAUUCAGAGGUACUGGGGAAGAGAGUAGGAAGGAUGUUGUUCCCUCCCUCAUCCUACCAGGAUUUUGGCCGGAGAAAGUGCCCGUGCGGGCAGAGGGGCAGUUGGAGUGGGAUUUCAACAUGAAAGGCAUCUUCUCCCUCUUCUCUAUCUCCCAAAGUUACUGGGUUCUUUUGAAGCCUCCCUGCUCUUCUCUUUACUUGCUCCAGUACAGACCAUGACUUUGAAGAAUGGUGCCUUUUGCCGCAGGCCAGUAGCAGUUUCCUACCCCAAAAAGGCUCUGAAAUCCAACUCCCAGUCCCACCCAACCUGCCUGGGGCAGGUUCCUCCUCUGUUUUCCUUCUCAUCCAAGAAAAGGGAGUUAAUUGUUACCCACAGGCAGCAGAACCUCCCCCGACCUGUGCAGGUGCCCUGGCUCCUCCCAGGAGUUCUGCACGGCAGCUCAGGAGGAGUGGAGGCAGAGAUCAGGAGCUGACACAGCAGGGAAGGGCAGGCUGAGUACUCCAAGGUAAAAUACAGCUGGAGACAGACAGUGUUGGAUGAGGGGAAAAGGAGCUCUGGUCCUGUCCAACCCCUGCAUGAGGAGGAUUUGUUCCCUGGGAGAACACCAGCCAUGAACCUCCUGGGAAAUACCUGAAGGCUUGCACUGCUCCAGCUGCUCCUGCUGUGCUGCUGCUCCUCCUCCCUCUGUGUUUCUGGGAUGGGCAGGGAGCAGCCAAGGGAAGGUGUUUCUGCCAUUCCAUGAAGUGCCAGGGACCUCUCUGCCUGUAGGAUCAGAUGCCGUGGCGUGGCAGCUCUGUGGGUGCCCACCCCUGUCCCUGUGAGCAGUCAGGGAGGAGCUGUGGGCGCUGGGAAUGCAGCAGGGCAGGGAAUGAGUGCUGGGAAAGAAGGGAGAGGAAUUCCUCAGGAGGGCAUUACCAGGGGAGGUGCAGAGCCAACAUCUCCCGUGGGAGCCAGGGCCUCUCUCUGGCCCCCACUCCACACAAACAUCCUGUUCUUGGCCCUGUGCCCUGCAGGGGUGGCUGUUGGUGCUCCCCACACAAGUGCCAAUGUUUAUAUGGAUCCCACGGCACCUCCUUCCCACCUCUCCCUCCUCUCCCGUCGUGUCUCACCGCCUCCCUCAGCCCCCUCUGCCUUAGUCAGCUCUGCCUUGUUUUGCUCCAAAAGCCUGAAUGUUUUGCACUUGAAUAUCAAAAGUUACUCAGAGCUCAGCAGGUUGUACCAGGUGUGCAGCCCUGCCAGCAGUAGGUGCUUCCACAUCUCCAGUUUCCAGCAAUAGGUGCUUCCACAGCUCCUGUUUUUAGCAAUACCUGUUCUAUUCCCUCAUCUCCUGUUUCCAGCAAUACCUGUCUCCUUUUUCCUGCCUUUCCAGCAAUAGGUGCUUCCACAUUUCUUGCCUUUCCAGCAAUACCUCUUCUGUCCCUUCAUCUCCUGCCUUUCCAGCGAUACUUGUCCUGUCCUUCCCUGCCUUUCCAGCAAUAGGUGCCUCGACAUCUCCUUCCUUUCCAGAAAUUCCUGUUCUAUCCCCUCACCUCCAGCCUUUCCAGCAGUAGCUGUUCCCAUAUCUCCCAUUUCCAGCAAUACCUGCUCCUUCCAUCUCCAGCCUUUCCAAGAAUACCUGUUCCCUCCAGCCUUUCCAGCAAUUCCUGGUCCCUCUUCUCCUGCCUUUCCAGCAAUACCUGUACCCUUAUCUUCCUUUCCAGGAAUAUUUGUUCCCUCAUCUCCUGCCUUUCCAAUUCCUGUUCUAUUCCCUCUUUUCCUGCUUUUCCAGCACUACCUAUUCCCUCAUCCCCAGCCUUUCCAGAAAUACCUGUUCUAUUCCAUCUCCAGCCUUUCCAGCAAUUCCUGUUCCCCCAUCUCCUGCCUUUCCAGCAGUUCCUGCUCCUUCCAUCUCCCGUUUGCAGCAUUCCCUGCCCCUCCCGUCUCCAGGAGCCGAGGUGUGCACAGGUCCCUUGGUGCUGGAGCUGGGUGUGGCUGCAGAAGUCGAGCGGUGAUGGAUGUUCCGUGUCUGUCCCCGAGUGUUCAGCAGCCCAGAGUUCCCUCCUUGUGUUUGGGAAAGGUGUCUUACAGAUGUUCUGUCUCUGUUCUCUGUUUCCCCACCCCGCUGUGCUGAAUAUGUGGGGUUUCUCCUCUCACCACACAGUUUUUGUUCUGUGCACGAGAGCAGCACAGCAGCCCUGCAGUGGAGUCUGUAGUGUUGGUGUUAAACCUCCACGUUCCCCAGGGAAGCAACUUGAGGACCCGAAUUCCUCAGAGAGGGAGGGGAUGAGGAGGAGAAUGGGGGAAAUGUUCUCAAGUUGCCCAUCUGGGAUUUAUCUCCGUGUUUAGUGACUGAAUCUCCUAUGUAGUGAUUUAUUUGGGAUCCCAGGGGCAGGAGCAGCGCUCCUGCUCCGUGUCCUGGCUGUGCUCUGAGCUCUGUCCCUCUCUGCUGAGCCCAGCACACCCCAAAGAUUUUUCUGGGCCAGCAGCAGCUUCUCCCUGUUGUGUUUUCGACACAGCCAUAACAAUUCUCUGUGUUUUUGCCUUUCUCCUGGAGUUUGUUUUUCCACGCUCGAGCUGUUCCACGAGGCUGCAGCAGGGUUGCUGUGCUCUGCCUUUGCUGUCAGCCCACACUUGGGUUUUUGCUUCUCAAGAACUUUGGCCAAUGAUUUCUUUUCCCCUUGCCUGGUCCUCCUGGCCACGCGUGGGUCAGAAGAACCACCAGGGUUUAUCCUCAAACUGGAACAAACCUGAAGGGAUUCUCCAGUGUGACGUAGACUUAGCCUUGUCUGGGAAGGAACCACCGUGUUUGGGGUUAAAAACCUGGAAAAACAUCCCCAGGUGGGAGAAGUGUCAGGAUUUUUUGGAGUGGUUGGUUUCCCUGUUCUUCACGUCCACAGGAAGUGGGUUCUGUGUGUCUCAUGUUUUAAGAGUUGCAACUAAUGUUUAUAAAGAGCUUGUUAUUUACGUUUUAAGCACUUUAAAAAAAAAAUAAAAGUUGUUCAAGCUGUUCCUAGA